Doryrhamphus excisus (bluestripe pipefish) is the source of this 1361-nucleotide messenger RNA. The record is from RefSeq and is a predicted model, not a curated record. NCBI's taxonomy places the organism in Eukaryota, Metazoa, Chordata, Actinopteri, Syngnathiformes, Syngnathidae.
UAAGAACUAGUACAAAGUACAAAGUUAGGGCAUGUUUAGGACUGUUUGUGUGUGUGCUUUAGAUAAUCCUAUCCUUACUUGCCAUUGUGUUUAGAAAGUGUAAUCAAAGUUAAUGUCUGCAUCUAGCACCUUUGCUUUAUGAUUGUGUGUGAUUUAUUUAUUUAUUUUUUAUUUCACAGGUUCACCGUCUACAUCAUACAUAUUCAGAAGGCUCUAUAGAUUAGGUGCAGGGAAUGUGGAGUUGUAAGGGGUGCACAGAAACUGUAGCAAGUAGGUCCAAGCUUUUGCACCACAGCAGAAGUUAAUUUUUGCCCAACAUACCCAUCAGCAGAAACUGAGGACAGUCUAGAAGCCAUGCGGAAAGCUUUACUCUUGGAUGUAAGGAAGAGGAACAACCGAGAGGUUGUCAAGCUCAACAUGGAAAAGACUUUCGCAUUGAGAAGACAUGAGGUUGUUCGUGAUGCACCGAUGGUGGAUGAUUUCAUGGCGAGAUGGCCUGCUUUGUUUGAAGUCAGUGAGAUCAACGCUGAAUUCAAGAGAAUCACGACUGUACCACUUCAGUCCAAGUUCUUUUCUCAGGUGGACCUCCACACUGACAACUUGACAAGGCUGUUCCAGAAGAGAGGAGGACAGCUAGGUGAACGGCUCAAAAGAAUCACUGCACAAAUUGCCAAUUGUGAUGAUGUAGAUGCUGGACGAGAGUGCAUCAUUAAAGGAGUCUGUGUCUACAUGGGCGAAGAUCCAGAUAACCUCCUACAGGAAUAUGUGAGCCUGGAUCAGAACACGAUCAACAAGGCCAUUGAAGACACUACAGUUGGUAUAUAUGUUGUCAAAGAACAUGCUUCAAGUGAUGAAGCAGAGGACAUUGGCAUUGUUCUUGAAGGCAUCAAGGUGUUACAAAACCUUGAUAAUGUAGCAUUAGGUGUUGCUGUUUUAUUUGGAUUGAUGUAUGCGCUGAACCUCAGCUAUCCUGCUGACCUCCGCUACACUUUUGAGGUAAUUCAAAAGAUCUGGAUGGAACUGGAUCGAGGGAAACUUUCCAACAGAGCACUUGCUCUGAAAAACAGGCUCCAUCAGUGAACAGUUCAGACUGGAUUGACUGCACUUUUUUAAAGUUUUGUUUCUCAGUGACAAGUUUAUGCAGGAUUUAUUGCUUUUUGUUUACAAACCUGUUACUGUUAUUAUGUUCUAUUUGCUCUUGAGGAUGCACUGGAUGCUCAAGCUCACAUUAUAUUUUUGAAUGUACUGUGAUAGGUUCAGAUUAUCUGCUGUGAACCUGGUACUCUGAAAAAAGUUAGAUUAUUUGUAAGAUGAAUCCAUUGCACUUCAUGCAGAAUUUACUUUUAAUUCAUUUUUGUUGU